This is a messenger RNA of Somion occarium, 2707 nucleotides long. The record is from the annotation of a GenBank genome assembly. NCBI's taxonomy places the organism in Eukaryota, Fungi, Basidiomycota, Agaricomycetes, Polyporales, Cerrenaceae.
AAGCUUCAAGCAUGGUUAUAUUCAACUUGAAGCUCGAUGUCUCCACUGAAGCCACUGGUCCAAUCACCAUGUGGCGGCGAGAUAUGGUAUGUCUUCUGGAAUCGGUAACAUGAAACCUCGACACAAGUAUCCAUGGGUGCAAAUACGACUUUGAAGAACGAACAUCCGUUUUGGGAAGGGCAACAUUCUUGCCGGCGCUAAUACAUCUUCGCUUCGUGCCUCGAGCCUCGAGGAGUAACUUGGGGUUGUAGAGCAAUCAGGCUCCUUUCGUUGUAUGAUUCCUUUCAUUGAUACGUGUCGUAAUUGUUGACUGAAUGCGAUAUACUAUCUUUCAAGGUCUCUAGGAAUUACUAACCGUUUAGAUCAGCACAACGUCGUUGGUACUUACACGGAAUCCCUGACUUUAAAUUGACAUGGCUGUAUCCGACUCUCAACCUUCGAGUAGAGGCUUGCCUCCUCUACUGAAUUCUCCAACCAAGAACAGUCCCGAUUUGAGGGCAAAUCCACAUCCGUAUGCCAUCAGGACAACAUCCACUGCGCUUCUUACUCGUUCUAAUUCAACCGGUUACAAUACCAAUGCUACGCGUCAUUACUACAUACCCACUUCACCAAGCCCUAGAUACGAGAAUGGACGCACUCAUCGCUUUGCCAAGUCGCAGCCCUCGAACAUGAGUACAGACCAGAAAGCACCGCGUCCACUCCCGGUACCACCUCCUUUUCCCAGCGCCGUUGCUUUGAAUGGUUAUACCAGUGCCGACGAGCAAUUAGUAGCUCCUCGUCGAACCAAACGUGCAGAUACCUUACCUUCUUUUCCAGCACCGUAUACCCCUGCUACGGUUUCGGUGACUCUGGAUGAUCUUCCGUCUAAUCCUAAACUUUGGUCUCCUUCUCAGUUGUCCUCUUACUUGGUAACUGCUCUUCGAGUGACGUCUACCAGUAAGUCCGAAGAAAUCGCACCAAUUUCCCUACCUGCUCGAGUCGCGAUUGAUAUCGCGACAUUUGUUCGAGAUGCACGAAUGACCGGACGGACUUUCUUGCGUCUAAAUGAGGAAGAUCUUGACGUUAUGAACGUCAACAAGAAAUGGCGAGAAGCACUUCUGAUCGCCUCGCGAAACCUUCGGCAGAACGUCCUGAAGGGUAGGAUCUGGGGUGCAGAUGCAGACGGCCCGUCUUCCCCUAGAUCCACUUCACCCAUUAUGCCAGCCCAUCCUUUCUCAAAUAUGCUUUACAACUCUUCGUCAAGCUCCGUUGACCUCUCGUUGAAAGACGAAGAUGAAGCGAAGCGUCCAAAGCGUUACCGCAACGGAAGAGUCCGAGGUAUGGUAGACAGCCUUGAGAGAAGCGGAAGUUUCAGCUCCGAGAGUAGUUGCGACGAAGGUAGCGGACGUCCGACUUUUGGCCGAUGGGUCCAAGAGGAUGGACCUAUCCAGGAAGAAGUCGUUUGGAGCCCCACUGCUGUGACACAUAGUCCACUUCCUGACACUGGCUUCCCUGCACCCCCUUCUGCAAUUCGCGAAGAACCAUCCAUCGAAGACUUGCUUGCUUCCGAAGCUCAAGGCGCCUCUGGUCAUACAUGGGGUGCCCGGGCUUGGGAAGAGAUGGAUAUGGAGGCUGGAGUGACUGUGAAGCCAGUCAGAGAUGGAUCUGGCGGUUCAGAUAACUCUUUGACCUCAAUAUCACGACCUAGCCAUGAGACUUUCCUGACCUUGGGAAAACGCAGCGGUAAAGUCAAUUCUAAAGGCAAGGGUAAAGAGGAAAGGCGCGUUAUCACAGCCAUUUUCCAACCUUCCAUGACGGACACCGGUUCAGAGAUUACCCAUGACAGCCACGUAGCGACCAGGAUCGAAGAACACGCACAGACCGAUGGAGACACGGAUAUGAGUCUGUCUAAGACCCUCGAGGCUAUAGAGCAAACGCUAUUCACGCAAGUGGCCGAGAAUCGUGCUUUAUUGGAACGAUUCCGCGGUCGACUGGAAAUCGUGGAGAAGAAAGUUGCCGUAUUGGAAGAGCAAGAAGCUCAAUGGCAGAAAGACCAAGAACUUCGGCGAGCAGCUCUAGUUGCGGACGAAGACACGGCAAGUAACGGCUCUUUUGCGCCACUUCACACGGACAAGGCGGUUGGCGAAGAUAUUAUACCUUCACUCCUAUCUCAGGCAGCAUCGUUGAUUCCUGGUAUCAUCUCUUCUCCUUCCCCCACGUCUUCCUCCGCUACGAAAUAUCCUCCCGAGGAUAAUUUCCCGACAACUCUCGAUGAUAAUGAUGAGGAUGAGGAUGAAGAGGAACCGUCCUCAUUGUUAGAACUGCCUUCGUAUGUCUUGCUAGUUGGUCUUGGAGUAUGUGCAGUCGUACUACGCAUCAUGUUUCGAAAGGUUGGCCCGAAAACCUCACUUACUUGGAAACAGUAAACGUGCCGGACAGUCAGCUCCCUCUUACAUGGGUUUCAAAGCCUUCACAUUCUUUCAUGUGGAUAGUUUCUUUUGGUCUGAAUUCUUAUUCUUACGACUAGUUACGACCUCCUAACGACUCCUCUUGACGACCUUUCACGAGUUCAGUAUAUAUACUUAUGUAUGUUUCCGGUGCUUCAUCGUCUUGCAUUCUUCGAUUAUCUUUGUGUUCUAACAACCCGCUGCAAUAAAUCCACCCAACUGUCCGCAUUAUUCUUGAUAUCUAUAGCAGAGCCGCGAAACAAUUGACAGAGAGCUACAGU